This is a messenger RNA of Cheilinus undulatus (humphead wrasse), 5440 nucleotides long. RefSeq names its product Ca2+-dependent activator protein for secretion b (gene cadpsb). Gene Ontology annotation, biological process: synaptic vesicle exocytosis; positive regulation of exocytosis; dense core granule exocytosis. The coding region runs from base 181 to 4353 and encodes 1390 amino acids. Lineage: Eukaryota; Metazoa; Chordata; Actinopteri; Labriformes; Labridae. The record is from RefSeq and is a predicted model, not a curated record. The transcript is spliced from 33 exons. Gene Ontology annotation, cellular component: glutamatergic synapse.
UCUUCCAGCUCCACUCGCACUGCUGACAUCUCCCAGCGAGUACAACCAGGGCCUAGAUCUCUGUAUUCUGCAUGAAAUUUACGCACGGAGAUAAGGAGAGAGUACUACUAUAGUUUCAAGGAGAUUUAAAAAGAGCCUCUCUUAGAAGGUUGGGUGUAUCUGCAUCUUCUCUAAAACAAGAUGUUAGAUCCGUCGUCCAGCGAGGAGGAAUCUGAUGGGAUAGUGGAGGAGGAGACGAAAGAGGCGAUGGCACCUCAGGCCGGAUCCCGCAUCUCUCCCAGCAGGACUAGCGAGAGCUCUGGUGGUCUUGCGCCCAGCAGCAGCCGCAGCAGCGCCCGUCCGACCAGCCCGAGCCCUUCUGCAGCCAGCGAAGAGAAGGAGGACCUGGACAAACUGCAGAGAGAUGAGGAGGAGCGCAAGAAGAAGCUGCAGUUGUAUGUUUUUGUCAUGCGAUGCAUCGCGUACCCAUUCAAUGCAAAACAGCCCACAGAUAUGGCACGACGACAGCAGAAGAUAACCAAGCAGCAGCUUCAGCAGACCAAGGAUCGUUUCCAGGCCUUUCUCAACGGGGACACGCAAAUUGUGGCUGAUGAAGCGUUCAUCAAUGCUGUGCAGAGCUACAGUGAGGUGUUCCUGAAGAGCGACCGCGUGGCUAAAAUGGUACAGAGUGGCGGUUUCUCAGCCAGUGAUUUCAGGGAGGUGUUCAAGAGGCACAUUGAGAAACGUGUGCGCAGCCUUCCAGAGAUUGACGGCCUGAGCAAGGAGACGGUGCUCAGCUCCUGGAUGGCCAAGUUUGACACCAUCUACCGUGGUGACGAGGAUCCCCGCAAGGCGCAGCAACGCAUGACCGCCAGCGCGGCAUCAGAACUGAUCCUCAGCAAGGACCAGCUGUACGAGAUGUUCCAGAAUAUCCUCGGCAUCAAAAAGUUUGAGCACCAGCUGCUGUACCAAGCCUGUCAGCUGGACAACCUGGAUGAGCAGGCUGCACAGAUCAGAAGAGAGCUGGAUGGUCGUCUUCAGAUGGCAGACCAGAUUGCCAGAGGUGGUAAAUUCCCCAAAUUCGUGUCAAAGGAGAUGGAAGCCAUGUACAUCGAGGAGCUCAAGUCCUCGGUAAAUCAGCUGAUGGCCAAUCUGGAGAGCAUGCCCGUGUCUAAGGGAGGAGAGUUCAAACUGCAGAAGCUGAAACGGGGACACAAUACCUCCAUCAUUGACAUGGGCCAGGAGGACGAGAACACACUGUCCAAGUCUGAUGUCGUCCUCUCCUUCACUCUGGAGGUGGUGAUCAUGGAAGUGGUGGGGCUAAAGUCUCUAGCUCCCAACAGGAUUGUCUACUGCACCAUGGAGGUAGAGGGCGGUGAGAAACUCCAGACUGACCAAGCAGAGGCAUCCAAGCCUACCUGGGGGACUCAAGGGGACUUCACCACCACACACCCUCUACCUGCUGUCAAGGUGAAACUGUUUACAGAGAGCACCGGGGUGCUGGCACUGGAGGACAAAGAACUGGGCAGGGUCGUCCUCCACCCGACUCCUAACAGCCCCAAACAGUCCGAACUCCAUAAGAUGACUGUGACCAAGGCGUGCCCUGACCAAGAUCUGAAGAUCAAACUGGCCAUACGUAUGGACAAACCACAGAACAUGAAACACUGCGGGUAUCUGUGGGCUUUUGGGAAGAAUGUUUGGAAGCGCUGGAAGAAGCGUUUCUUUGUCCUUGUUCAGGUGAGUCAGUAUACAUUUGCCAUGUGCAGCUACAGAGAGAAGAAAUCAGAACCACAGGAGCUUCUCCAGCUGGACGGGUAUACAGUCGACUACAGUGACCCACAGCCAGGCUUGGAUGGUGGCAGGGCUUUCUUCAACGCAGUGAAGGAAGGUGACACUGUGAUCUUUGCCAGCGACGACGAGCAGGACCGCAUCCUGUGGGUCCAGGCCAUGUAUCGUGCCACUGGCCAGUCCCACAAGCCCGUACCACCCACUCAGGUCCAGAAACUUAACUCCAAAGGGGGUGCCUCAGCUCAGAUGGACGCGCCCAUUUCUCAGUUCUCUGGACUCAAGGAUGCUGACAGAGCUCAGAAACAUGGCAUGGAUGAGUUUAUCUCCGCUAACCCCUGUAGCUUUGACCACGCCUCGCUUUUUGAGAUGGUGCAGCGGCUCACGUUGGACCACAGGCUCAACGACACCUUCUGCUGCUUGGGAUGGUUCAGCCCAGGCCAGGUGUUUGUCUUAGAUGAGUACUGUGCCAGGAAUGGGGUUCGAGGCUGCCACAGACAUCUGUGUUACCUGCGUGACCUACUGGAAAGAGCAGAAAGUGGGGCUAUCACUGACCCCACCCUACUUCACUACAGCUUUGCGUUUUGUGCCUCCCAUGUCCAUGGGAACAGAGAGGGCAGCAAUUACUGGGGGCCGCUGGGCUAUGAAGCCCUAGAGUCCCCAAAGAGCUCCCAAAGCCCAGAUCCUCGCACUGCCUCUAAAAGAGCACGCAUGUUCAAGUUUAGAAAGAGAAAGGAUUCCAAAAUACCACUCGAUAAAGUGCAUCAAAGGCCAGACGGGCUGAGCACAGUGACAGUGGACGAGAAGGAGCGCUUUGAAGACAUCAAGGAGCGGUUGCGUGUGAUAUUGGAAAACAAUAUUGUAAAUUUCAGAUACUGUUUCCCCUUCGGUCGUCCAGAGGGAGCCCUGAAGGCCACUUUAUCUUUGCUUGAGAGGGUCCUGAUGAAGGACAUUGUGACCCCAGUCCCACCAGAAGAAGUUAAAGGAGUGAUCCGCAAAUGUUUGGAGCAGGCUGCUCAGCUCAACUUUCAGCGGAUUAAAGAUUAUGCUAAAAUUGAAGUUGAGAAAGGUCAAAAGGAUCAGAAGGAUCCAGAGAACGUAGGCCGCUUAGUCACGCCUGCCAAAAAGCUGGAGGAAACAAUUCGCCUGGCGGAGUUAGUCAUAGAGGUCCUCCAGCAGAACCAGGAACACCAUGCGGAGGCGGCAGUCACAAGUUCUGGAGAUCAAUCGCAGGGAAAAGAGGCAUUUGCAUGGUGGACAGAUCUCAUGGUGGAGCAUGCAGAAAACUUCCUGGCUCUCUACGCCAUCGACAUGGAUGCCGCUCUGGAGAUCCAGUCCCCAGAGAGCUGGGACAGCUUUCCCCUCUUCCAACUUCUCAACGACUUCCUCCGGACAGACUAUCAUCUGUGCAAUGGAAAGUUCCACAAACACCUACAGGAUCUGUAUGCUCCUCUGGUGGUUAGAUAUGUGGAUCUGAUGGAGUCCUCCAUCGCACAGUCAAUUCACAAGGGCUUUGACCGAGAGUCCUGGGAGCCUGUAAAGAGUUUAACAAGUAAUCUGCCCAAUGUGAAUCUACCAAAUGUGAACCUCCAAAUUCCCAAAGUACCAAAUCUGCCAGUGCCAGUAGCAGGACUAUCAGUUAACCUUCCACAAAUGCCUAGCUUUUCUACCCCGUCAUGGAUGGCUGCUAUAUAUGACUCUGAUAACGGCUCUGGAUCAUCAGAGGACCUCUUCUGGAAGCUGGACGCCCUCCAGACCUUCAUCAGGGACCUGCACUGGCCUGAAGAGGAGUUCGCCAAACACCUUGAGAGUCGCAUCAAGCUCAUGUCAAGCAACAUGAUCGAGAACUGUGUCAAGCGCACCAGGAUGGCAUUUGAGUCCAAGCUGGCAAAGAGCAGCAAGUCAACAGAUUUCCGCAUUUCUCCAACAUUAUGCACCAUGUUCAAUGUAAUGGUGGAUGCCAAGGACCAAUCAGCUAAAUUGUGUGCAAUGGAGAUGGGCCAGGAGAAAACGUUUGCCUCCCAGAUCGAUGAACUGAUUGAGGAAAGUGUGAGAGACAUGAUUCAGCUUCUGGUUGCAAAGUUUGUUGCCAUACUGGAGGGUGUGCUGGCAAAAAUCUCUAGAUAUGAUGAAGGAACUCUCUUCUCCUCAUUCCUCUCAUUCACGGUGAAAGCUGCCUCAAAAUAUGUGGAUGUACCUAAACCUGGGAUGGACGUGGCCGAUGGCUACGUGACCUUUGUGCGCCACUCUCAGGACAUGCUCCGUGAUAAGGUCAAUGAGGAGGUGUAUAUAGAAAGGUUAUUUGAUCAAUGGUACACUGCCACCAUGAACCUGCUGGGGACCUGGCUCACUGAACGCAUGGAUCAGCAGCUCCACGUCUACCAGCUGAAAAUCCUCAUAAGAAUUACAAAGAAAAAGUACCGGGACUUCCGCCUGCAGGGUGUGCUCGACUCCACCCUCAACAGCAAGAUGUACGACACGGUGCGCAACAGGCUGACCGUGGAGGAGGCCACCGCUUCAGUGAGGGAAGGAGGCAUGCAGGGCAUCUCCAUGAAGGACAGCGACGAGGAAGACGAAGAGGACGACUAGAGCCCUGUACACCGAACCACCCUCACCCCGACCCCCCUUUCACACUUUUGACUUUAGCCUGGUUACCGAUGCAUGUACCAACUCAGAUAGCCACUCUAGGACCUCUUUGUCAGCUCGAAAUGCCUAUGAAGGAACUAUAAACUAUAAAAAUAGUACUUAUACUGAGGAAAAUCUUAAUAAAAAUGUUAAAAAAUAACUAAGAUUGGCAGUUUAGCUGUGUCAUGAUAAAGAUAGCACCUAUCUUUGAUUCAUUCAUUUCUAAAUUCAUUUCUAUGUGUUACUAAGCAAUAUGGAGAACCAUUUGUUUGACAAUGUUGAGUGAGAUUAAAUAGGUGUGUCCCUGUCCAAUGCAAACCUAUAUGGCGCUUCUUUGUCGUAUUCUACAUUCAUAAUGGUACAUUGUCGUGAUGAUGAGUGUGUGGACCCUUUUCUUUGUCUUGUCUGUUUUUAAGUGAAUGCCAACUGCUUCAAACUAAAAACCUCUGUAUUUGUUUACGGCUGUUACAGAUACACUGUCGUCUACUCACUGUUCUUAACAUCAACAGUAAGUCUAGACCUGCAUUUUUAUCAUGUGUCAAUGCUAUGUGAUCUUAUCUCGAUUACUAAUUAGGAAUCUUGAACUUCAACGAGUGGGUAUUCUAGAGAUGCAAUAUUCUCAUAGCUCCAUUUUGAUAACUUGGGAGAUUCUAUUUUUAUUUCAACAUUAAAAGGCCUUGAAACAGGUUGUAUUUUAAUUGAGUUGCACUUUUACAGAGAAAAGAGCAAAAAUAAUUUUUUUUAUUAUAAAAAAAAGUUGGUCUGUCUUUGUUCUGUAACUGUGUAGAAUGAGAUGUCUGGCAUUUGUUUGGGUCUCACUGUUGUUUUGUAUAUAUUCUAUAAAUAUAUAUAUAAAUAUAAAAUGCUGUACAUUGCAUUCUGAGCCAUCGCUGCAUGCCUGUGGGUUCCCACCCUCCCCAAACGCUUUCUGUUUUCUGUGUGAAUUAGCUGGUGGAUUCAUUCUUGCUUUUGCCUUAUGAAAGCCAACAGUUGUAAUAUGCAAGAGCUGUGGCCUCGAAAUAAAAAUUACUGUACAUGUGCAUCAUCUGUC